Messenger RNA from Neurospora hispaniola, 766 nucleotides. RefSeq lists its product as uncharacterized. The transcript is spliced from 2 exons. The record is from RefSeq and is a predicted model, not a curated record. Lineage: Eukaryota; Fungi; Ascomycota; Sordariomycetes; Sordariales; Sordariaceae. The coding region runs from base 95 to 655 and encodes 186 amino acids.
UCUGUCACUCACUCGUCCUUUCUCUCAGCACCCUCCAACGGAUCAUAUUACUUCAUACAGAGGUUCGACCACAGUCGCUCGCUAACUGUUCACUAUGAAGUUCUCAAUGAUUCCUGUGGCCGGGGCCCUCUUCGUUGCCGGAGUGAACGCCAAGGUCUCCGGCUGCAUCGCCGUUGCUGUCAAGGCCAUCCCUAAUUGCGCCCAGACAUGCUUCAUCGACAACGCCCCGUCUAUCGGCUGUGAUGGCUUCGACUUUGCCUGUCAAUGUGAAAAGCAAGCUGCCUUCUUCGCCGCUAUCGAGUCCUGCGUUGCCGAUUCUUGCGAGACGUCUCAGUUCCAGCCCGUGAUCGAUGGUGCUGCCGAGGUCUGCGCCUGUGCUAUCCCCGGCAACUCACCUCAUACCGUCUCUGGGAGUGUCGUGCCUCCUAAAGGCACUGUGAGCAGCAUCGUUCCUUGCCCAACAACAAUCGGAUCCGUCAUCCCAUCUGGCAUCGCCUCGGCUUACCCCACCCUUUCCGAGGGUUACCCCAUCGCGUCUGAGAUGCCUGGUGCCUCGUCGACUAGUGCCAAACCUCCCGCCGCAACUGGUGGCGCCGGCCGCUCUGCCCAGAUCGGUCUCGGCGCCGGCAUUGCUGUUGCUUUUGCUCUUCUUUAAGUCCGGGAAUGGUUUGAGAAACUACGACGGAACGAUCAGUACCCGAUUGAGACGGGAAUAAACGAAAGUAAACGAGCAUGGAAAAAUGAAAAUGACCUGGAGCAUGAGACA